AAGGUGGCAGAAGCUCGAUGCUCAUUGUCUAUUGUUGUUGUAGGCUCGGGUACUCCAUCUGUUGAGCCUUCGGCUGAUCGCGCUCUUCAAAACGAUGAGGAAGUAGUCCAUGAUCUUCACGAGAUCACUUACCAUGAUGAAGAUUUUGAAGCUGGCGUAUCCGUGGAGGAUCAUAGCAAGCAGUUCUUUGUUUCGGAAAUGGAAGAAAAGGAGAGGCAGUACGAGCAACACAAAUUUUCGCUUGAGCAACGAAGAAGCGAGCUUAUACGUGUACCUCCCCGCAUGUGCCCCGUGUGCAAAAAGGGGUUUAGCAAACGUCAACAGUUCCAGAAGCACAUGAAGACUCACCGUCCUUUGCUGGAGUGUCAAUACUGCUCUUUCAAGUGUCGAAGCAAGAAACAAUACGCAACCCACGAAGCCCGUCACUUGAAGGACAAUCCUCAGUUCAUUUGUGACUUGUGUCCAAUGAAAUUUGUCCUGUCUAGCCAGCUGCGCGCUCACAUGGGUCGCCAACACGGAAUUUUUUACUGUCCUCAAUGUGGUCAUCAAUCUUCAUCGUUUGAGGAGCGCAAUGAACAUAUGCUGGCCGAGCACAGCAUUCAAAUAAAGAGGAAGAAAGACGGAUAUGCUCUUAGUGAAUGCCAGGAUGAUGAGAAUCAAGAAGAACAAAAUAUAUGUGGUACGUGCUACAAAAAGUGUCGCUCCAGAGCUCUUCUCCGGAUUCAUGUCGCACAGCAUUUCAAUGUCGACCCCAACCAACUGUCAGAUGUUCUAGAACCAAUAAGAACGGAAGAUCCCUUAGCUGCUAAACAGCGAACUGAAGACGACUUCGGUGAAGAUUCUCAGGACGGCAAGGUGGAGUACACGCUGCCGUCGCGACCUCUCAAGAGAAGCAAUGAAUACGUGGAAGAUAGUCCUCCUCAUCGCAAACAUCCUCGAAUGGAGAAUGUUAUGGAUGAAUCUUAUAGGGAGCACUUGAAUGGUCCUGAAUCUUAUAGGGAGCACUUGAAUGAUCCUGAAGUGAACGUUCUAGCCCGUAUUAAGCCAGCUAGCGAAAAUGCUCUCUACCGGUGCAGCGAUUGCGUUAUUGACUUGCCUAGUCCCAUGUCUCUGUUCCUACACGUAGUGACCAUUCACGGCUUCCUGGAGUACGACGCUCGCCGCAGGAUGGCACAGGAUGGGGACUUAGCUUCGAAUACUCUGCAAACUGAAGCUAAAAUUUCCCAGCCAGAGAAAGGCAUCGACCCGAAUCGUAAUCGCCCUGGUCUGAAUUUGAAUACUCAUGUUCGACAAUUUAUUCCUUACUUCUGUCGAGUUUGCGGUCCUCAAAAGAAGUUCCACAAAUACACCAUGUACGCUGCCCACAUGAAGACGCAUCGAAAGUUGAAGAAAUGUUCCGAAUGUAAUUUUUCUUCUACGCAAACCAUGCGGAUCCUCAUUCAUCAAAUCAAAGCUCACAAACGCUUGUUUCGUUGUCCGCGGAAAUGUUUACAAUUAUUCAAAACGAAGCAGGAGCUUGAGACUCAUAAAUCUACCAUCGACUGCAAGAAGGAUUAAUUUUUUCCAUCAAAUUCCUAGCUCUCCAUCAGUCAAGAUUGAGCAUCAUUAAAUACACUUCGGUUCGAGCAGGCAGGUUAGUCGAGUAGCACCUUCUUAUCCAGCUUUUCUGUUCGAUUUUGUCCUGGGGAUUUCUGUCAGAACAAAAAAAAUUAGCGAGGCAAGAUGUGUUCUUUUUUACUGCAUUACGAGGUCGGUGCAGCGUCGUGCUCUCUCUAUGAUCAUGUUAUUUAUGUUUUAAAGUUGGAACUUUCCUAAUUAUUCAUCUUACUAAACUUUUGAAUACCCAGAGGUUUCGUGAAGUUGAAUAAACUCUUAAGUUUUAAAUGGUUGGGCGUAGUUUACUUUAAGGAUUAAACCUAAACAUUACUAGUCAAAAUUUUAUGCUUAAUAAUUAGCACUUGCCUAUAAGAAAAUCUUUGGACUGGGCAAAUUUUUAAAUCCGAAAAGGAAUCGAUCGAUAGAGCUUUACUGUGUGUGAACGAUAAUGCAAGGCUAUCCUUCUAUCUAUAGGAACAGACAGAUGUUCUCUAUGUACAUUGACCACUUAAUAGAUAAGGUUUAAAUAGGCGGCGAAUGAUAACGAUUGGAGGACUCAAUGCUGCAGUUAUGAUAGGAAAACAAUUUCACUCCGUAGUCUUGAAUGUCAUGCAUUGCUUGACCUGUUGUGUGAAAUGACGAAUUUGAGAUCUUUGGAUAAAUUACCUUGACGAAUGUAAGUUGCAUCAUCUUUCUUGUAGUUAGCUUAGCUCGUAAGUUGGAAUAAAGCAGUAUGGACGCGCUUCUUUGUGGACUAAGUUUAGCCCCACGUAGUCUGUACGCAUUUGAUGACCGACGUUGUCAUCUGCUCGUAAAUAAGUUGCUGGACAUGAAAAAGUGAGUCAGGGCGGGUGGCCCUUCCCAAUGUAAGAAUUUUACUGUUCGUCUAUACCACGCGAUACUUCUCAAGACGUUUUUUAGCUCGACUUCAUUGCUGUUCAAACCAUUCCAGUCGCGUCUAGGUUGUCCCUGUAAAUGAAAAUCCUCUCCCCAACUUGGUGAGCCUCGAUAUCGAUGUAUAAAAUUUUUACAGA
Messenger RNA from Hyalella azteca, 2630 nucleotides. Its product is annotated as zinc finger protein 624-like. Gene Ontology annotation, molecular function: DNA-binding transcription factor activity, RNA polymerase II-specific; RNA polymerase II transcription regulatory region sequence-specific DNA binding. Gene Ontology annotation, biological process: regulation of transcription by RNA polymerase II. Gene Ontology annotation, cellular component: nucleus. NCBI's taxonomy places the organism in Eukaryota, Metazoa, Arthropoda, Malacostraca, Amphipoda, Hyalellidae. The record is from RefSeq and is a predicted model, not a curated record. Bases 199 to 1557 code for a protein of 452 amino acids. The transcript has a single exon.